AUGAUGCAGCACCGAAAGGACUUCUCCACCCUGAGGGGCCUCAAAGUGCUCGUGGCCAGGCGCCGCAAGUUGCUGCAGUACUUAGGCUCUCGAGACUUCGACCGGUACGCCCAGGUGCUUCGCCUGCUGAACCUGAAGCCCGUCUACCUGCCUGGCAGCAUGGAUUUGCUGCUGCCGGAGCGCCGCUACUUCGGGAAGCCAAAAACAGAUAAAGACAAAAAGAGAAAAGAAGCGGCGCUGAAGAAGGCCAAGGCGCUGAAGGCCUUGAAGGAGAGGCAGGAGAAAAGGGCUGCUGAGGAACGCCGGCAGCAGCAGCAGCUGCGGGUUCGGCCCUCUUUGCUGCAGAAGAUUUUUGAAUUUGAGGACUCUUAA
This is a messenger RNA of Eimeria necatrix, 372 nucleotides long. RefSeq lists its product as hypothetical. The transcript has 4 exons. Gene Ontology annotation, cellular component: ribosome. The record is from RefSeq and is a predicted model, not a curated record. Bases 1 to 372 code for a protein of 123 amino acids. Gene Ontology annotation, biological process: translation. Lineage: Eukaryota; Apicomplexa; Conoidasida; Eucoccidiorida; Eimeriidae. Gene Ontology annotation, molecular function: structural constituent of ribosome.